Messenger RNA from Drosophila elegans, 4388 nucleotides. It is a transcript of the gene yata, whose product is annotated as N-terminal kinase-like protein. Lineage: Eukaryota; Metazoa; Arthropoda; Insecta; Diptera; Drosophilidae. Bases 520 to 3147 code for a protein of 875 amino acids. The record is from RefSeq and is a predicted model, not a curated record. Gene Ontology annotation, molecular function: ATP binding; protein kinase activity. Gene Ontology annotation, biological process: protein phosphorylation. The transcript has 9 exons.
CUUCCGUUUGUCCGUCACUAACGCCUCACGCAAAAAAAGCUGACGUACACGGGAAAAAGAUUAGGAAUUUUCGACGGAGACGAGCGCCCGAUCCGAUCAAUUGACUUCCCCGCCCCCGGAUCAAAGCCACAUAUAUCGGAUCGUCCUGUCCAGGAUUCCCAGGAUCCCAGGAAUGAGAGCUCUCGGGACUAAAAACAGCGGAUAAGUGUUAGCCAGCGUGUGCGUGUGUGUGUGCGUGUGCAAAGCUGGAAAAUUGUUGCUGCGCAGCGGAGGAUUUAUAGAACAUAUAGCAGGCAGAAUUGGCAUGACGAAGAUAAAGACAAAGCUAAAGCUAAAGACAGAGGCAUAAGGCACAAGGCUUAAACCACAAUCGGAGGCCCCACAACCGAAUUCAGUGCCUUUGCAGCAGCAGCAGCAACAAGGUGUGUGUGUGCGUGUGUGUUGCCUGCGCAGUGUGUUGUUGUUGCAGUUGCGUCGUGACACAACAGUAACAAAAUAUUGAGCCGCCGAGCAAAACACAUGAUGUGGUCGUUCUUCUCGCGCGACUCCUCGAAAGACUUUCCCUACGACAUUGGCGAACCCGUGGGCGGCUUUGAUCAGUACUCCAUAUGGACACUGCACAAGGCCAAGCGCAAGACGACGCUGGAGGAGGUGUCCGUGUUCGUCUACGACAUCCGCAGCGGAUCCGAUACCAAAUGCGAACUGGCCAAGGCAUCGCUGAAGAGGCUGAAGACAUUGCGUCACCCCAGCAUCCUGCAAUACCUGGACUCCCUGGAAACGGACAAGAUGCUGUAUGUGGCCACCGAGGCGGUGGAUCCGCUGGGCAGCUAUUUCGCCAAGCUGGGCAGCGACAACGUGCAGAAGGGCCUCUACCUGGCAUGGGGCAUCUUCCAGAUCACACGCGCCUUGUCCUUUCUCAACAACGAUGGCAAUCUGCGGCACAACAAUGUCUCAGCUUGGUCGGUGUUCGUCAAUGCCUCGGGCGAGUGGAAGCUGGGCAGCCUGGAGUAUGUCUCAGCGGCUGAUGGCAAUCCUAUGCCGCCCGCCAAGAUUCCAGUGACCCUGGAGGUCUACGAUUCCCCAGAGAAAAACGAUCAGAGCAAGCUCAAGGCGGCCACUAAAUGUUCCGUGGACAUGUGGGGGCUGGGCUGUCUGGUAUGGGAGGCCUUCAAUGGCGUGCUCAAGCAACGCUCCAACCUGAAGGACAUAGAACACAUACCCAAAUCCCUGCAAUCGCUCUACUGCGAGCUAGUGGGAGCCUCACCUUCUAAUCGCCCCAAUCCGGCGGAUAUAAUCACACGGUGCCGCAAGCCGGGAGGCUUUUUCAAGAAUGAUUUGGUGGACACACUGCUUUUCCUGGAGGAAAUCCAAAUCAAGGACAAGGCAGAGAAGAAUCGCUUUUUCAGUGGACUGACCACGCAUCUGGACAACUUUCCGGACAAUGUGUGCAGGCACAAGAUACUUCCACAGCUGAUAACAGCCUACGAGUACGGAGAUGCGGGCUCGGCAGUGCUGGCACCCAUGUUUAAGCUGGGCAAACUGCUGGACGAGGUGGAGUACCAGAAACGCAUUGUGCCCUGUGUGGUCAAGUUGUUCGCUUCAACGGAUCGUGUGACGCGAUCGCGCCUGCUGCAGCAGCUGGAUCUGUUCAUCGCCCAUUUGCAGCCACAGGUGGUCAACGAUCAGAUUUUUCCCCAGGUUGCUCACGGCUUUCUGGACACCAAUGCCACUAUACGCGAGCAAACGGUCAAGUCGAUCAUCCAUUUGGCGCCCAAGCUCAACUACAACAAUCUGAACGUGGAGGUGCUGCGUCACUUUGCCAGGCUGCAGGCGCGGGAUGACCAAGGCGGCAUUCGCACUAACACGACGGUGUGUCUGGGCAAGAUUGCGCCGCACUUGCAUCCGCAGGUGCGUCAACGCGUGCUGGUCUCCGCCUUCAUUCGCGCCAUGCGGGAUCCCUUUCCGCCGGCCCGAGUCGCCGGAGUUUUGGCCCUUGCCGCCACCCAGCAGUACUUUUUGCUCAGCGAAGUGGCCAACCGCGUGCUGCCGUCUCUGUGUUCCCUCAGCGUCGAUCCGGAGAAGACGGUGCGCGAUCCGGCUUUCAAAACCAUUCGCGGCUUCCUGGGCAAACUGGAGAAGGUCUCCGAGGAUCCCAGUUUGCGAGAAACGAUGGAGGCGGAUGUUCACACGGCCACGCCCUCAAUUGGCAACGCGGCGGCCACCUGGGCGGGAUGGGCGGUGACGGCCGUUACAGCCAAGUUCUAUCGCAGCCAAAGUGAUUCGUCUCGACCAAGACCGCCUUUAACUGGACGCAAUCUGUCCAAGCCAGCGUCGCUUGAGCAACCAUCGAGCAGCAGUUUAUCGACCACCACGAGCAGUGUUACCUCAAUGACGUCGCUGGAGCAUGAAAGCAAUGACACCUCCGCCUCGGCCUCUGAUUAUGGCAACAACGAUUGGGACAACGAAAACUGGGGCGAAAUGGAUACGUCUCAGGAUCCCAGCAGUCCGCUGGCAGCCAGCUCCAACAAUGGCGCCUUGAUGGCUGCCAAUGCCUUGAGUGAAGUGCGCGAUGGCUGGGACAACGAGGAGUGGGGAAGUCUUGAAGAGGAUCCGUGCGAGGAGGAAGAGCAGGCGGAGCAGGAGCAGCAGCAACAGCAGCUGGCCAGACAAUCUAUAUCAUCCACCACGUCAUCCAGUCAGCAGCAUCAGCGGCCGCUGCUGCCGCAUCAGCAACAGCAUCCCCAUCAGCAGCAGCUGCAGCAGCACGAACUCAACGACCUGAUCGAGCCGCUGGCCAGGCUCAACUCUCACGUCACCUCGCCGUCGAAGCAAUCGAUGCUGCGGCCAAAGGAGCUGCCCAAUCUAUCCAGCAGCAACACGUCGCCCACGUCGGCCACUGCCAAUUGUAAUAACAUUAGCCCGCCUUCGUCGCAUUUAAAUAAUUCGACGCAUAAUGCCAAUUGGAAUAGCGAUUCGUGGGCAGACGGGGAAUUUGAGCCACUGGAUGAAUCAGGAUUUGGAAAUGCCAAACUGGAUGAGGCGCGUCGCAAGCGUGAGGAGAAGAAGUUGCAGCGACAGCGGGAAUUGGAGGCGCGGCGGGCCCAGCGGGCGAGCGGUCCCAUGAAGCUGGGCGCCAAAAAGCUUUAAAAGUAAUCAGCGGAUAACAGCAUCGAGUGUUAUUUGGCUGUUAUUUUGCAUCGUACAUCUAAGCCCAAAGUGUAUUUUGUAUAUUUCUGUGCGUGUAUGUGUAUGUGUCUUUGUCCCGCUCCCAAUUGUCCCGCUCUGGGUGCGCUUUUUUGUUGAUUUUUGGGUACCAGUUUGCAUAAAAUGCAAUCUCAGUGUCUCGAGCCUCCAUUUCGAUUCCGUAACAUAGCCAUAUUGUACUUCUAAUGCUGGCACGAUAUUAGCUAAUAUAAAUUUAGCGUCUCUAACGAAAUUUCAAAUGUAAAGCACUGUAAUUAAAACCUGUAAUUUAUAUUUAUAAAACCAAAAACAAAUGACAAAGCAACCAACCAGUAGUUAGUAAAUUACUUCAAAUUUAUACUUUUAUUAAUCGAAUCUAGUAAGAGUAUCGAUGAUAGGGUAUCCUAGAUGUCUGACUAACUAAAUGGAUCCUUGAGCGUGAUUGUCAGGCCACAAGGUAGCUGCAAAUUUGAGAAUCGGGGGAUAAUCGAUAUCAGUGAGUGGAAAUAAGGUCUUUCCCAUCCUACUAUCAAUUGAGCGAAUGGGUGUGUGCGUGUGUGUGAUUUCAAAAUUAAUAUUAGUCACCCCUUUCCAAUGCUAAAAACUUGAUGGAUUCCCAUACUCGAUUUUCUAGACGCGCUGAAGGGAAAAAUAAAUAUUUAAAAAAUCUAAACGUAUUUUUGCGAAUGGAGCGUAACCAAAAUUGUGAAUUUUAAUACAUAAAUAAUAACGAAUAUUUUUAUAUAGUUCAUAAUAAACGAAAACGAAUUAUAUAGAACCAACAAAUAGAAACAACAGAAAUCAAGAACAGCAAGCAAUUAUAGAAGGAAACAAUUUUAAAGCUUUUCAGAGAUACAUUUAAUUGUAGUAGAAUUGCACUUGUUAUAUAGAUGUCCUAGGUUGCCAUAAAAACGAACGAUCAGGAAUGAGUUUUCCUCUCGGUUUAUUUGCCAUAUUCCGUUGAACAUUUUCGAAUUUUACCCAAUUAAGAACAGCACCAAACGCAAGGCCAUUUUUUGCAUGUCAAACUAGUAGCGUUACCUAAGCGUAAACAUACAAUUUUUGAAUGUCCUGUACAUACAUAUAGAUACAGAUAUACAUAUACCUAACAUAUAUGCCGAUUUUUUCCAAUACCUCAAUAUCAGUGUACAAUUUUUCCAUAAUAUAUUUUUGAAAUACAAACGAAACUAAUAACCCGAAACAAA